Molecule: messenger RNA, 1877 nt
Organism: Astyanax mexicanus (Mexican tetra)
Lineage: Eukaryota; Metazoa; Chordata; Actinopteri; Characiformes; Acestrorhamphidae
Exons: 7
Coding region: 21-977 (318 amino acids)
Molecular function (GO): nucleic acid binding
Source: RefSeq, a predicted model, not a curated record
GACCAGCCUAUGGUCGAAAAAUGAUGACUGGGUAUUUGUCAUCAAAGGGAAUCUGGGCAUCAGAAGUUCGUGUGGGACAUAUGCUCAGGACUGUUAAUCAGCCUUAUCAUACAGAUCGGUGCCAUGGGGCCAAGAACCUGAAUCCAAUGCCUUACAAUGCAGAGUACAUGGGUCACAAACUACACAUGGACCAAAAUGAGAAAUUGGUCAUGUUUGGUGUGACUCAUGUGCUUGCUAUAGAUGGCUAUUCCAGCAAAAUUGUUGGACAUUCCACCAUGCCAGUUAAGAAUAACCUGCUCAUAUAUCAGGAUGUGUACAGAAAUUCUGUUUUACAACAUGGCAUUUGGGAUCAAAUCAGGGUGGAUCAUGGAAGAGAGUUUUUCUUGACUCUCUUUAUUCAGGAGAAAUUGGCAGGCCUUCGGUUUAAUACAGACAGACAGGCCUACAUUCAAUCACAUUCAACACAGAAUCACACGAUAGAAAGAAUCUGGCCAGAGGUGAACCAAAGAGUUAAUUAUCCACUGAAAGGGGCAUUACUUCAUUUAGUUGACCAGGAAGAGAUCGACAUGGAAGACAACUUGACCAAACACUGUAUGUCUUCCCUGACAUGUUCGGCAGCUCAAGUUGGCGUUGACAGAGUAGUGAAGUCAUGGAACGCACACAGGAUUCCAGGCAAAGGCAUACCUAAUCUGCUGGCUCAAGGGGGAUGCCCUAAAAAGGUUUCUCCAGAUCUUCUACCAGAUGCAACAGAAGCUGCAAACCAGUAUGACCAAGAAGUGGGAGCCUCUUUGACAAGACUUUCGACCUUUGGAAGAAAUCCAUUUCAUUGUCCAGAGGAUCAGGAAGCAGCCGAAAGAGAGUUUUCACUGCAGUGCCAUGACAUUGCCUUGUUGUUUGAAAAUGCUGUAAAUUACCAGCCUGUACAGUUUCAAAAUGGUAUAAAGCUUCUUGUUGACAUAGUCAGAAAAUAUGUCUAGAAGUAAUUUCUCCAACAAAAAAAAAAUAACUCCCAUAUUUGUUGUCCCAUGCCAUCUUAAUCUCAGUCCCUUUUUGGUCCAGCAUUGGCAAAAAUGAAUUAAUGUUAAUCAUGUGGUGAUUUUAUGUAAGCCUCAUUCUGCACAGCAAAGCAUUCUGAAUGAAGUUACCAAUGUAAGAAAACCAAUAUAGUGCUAUAUUUAUGGCAAAAUAUUUUUUCCUAAAAUAACACUAACAACACAAAUAACAGUAAUACAGUACUAGAAAUAAUAUCAGAUAUACAGAUCAAUGAAUCCAUUAUCACAGUACCAUGGCCACAUGCUCUAAAUGUACUUAUUACUAGUCAUAUAAACAUUGAUUUACAUGGAUUUUCUCUUCGUUAUAAUCUCAUUUAACUUGUAAAAACGACAUUAGACAUAUAUUUCAUUCAUUAUAUUUGUCAAAAUGAAUUGACAAAUAAUAAUAAUCAUUAAUAAGAAUUUUACUGUAGACAACUUGAGUUUUUACUAGUAAAAAUGGGACUGUAUUUUUCGCUUCACAGCAUCUGAACUGUUUGUUUCUGUUUUUCUUUUAGUACCGAUAGGGGGGGAUUUGUCCAUGUUCUUUAGGCGUUAUGAGGAGUCGAAGAAGUUGGAAGUGUGCAGCUAGCUCCGUGUUGCAUCAGUUGGCUAAAAUGGAAACCUACGUCGUGUUUAAAGGAAAUAAAAGAGUUACACUCCGAUUUGAGGACAUGCGAGCUGACAGGAUUGCUCAGAUAUUCCAGGAUACUGUCACAGCUUGGAAGAGACCUUCAACAGAGUUUAACGGCUACCUAUAAACCCGGCAAACGUAUACAUGACGGAUGCUGCCAACGUUGCCAUCUUUCCUUUGGAAAGUGGGAACUUCAGUGGAUUGGAUCUUAC